CGUUCAAUGCAUCGCUGGUUCUGCGUCUCGAAUCACUAUUACAUAGCAUUGUGUUCUAAUAGUAAAUUAACCGCCAUAGCACCUAUCCAAUCUAGAUCCUCAUUAUCGCCGUUCAACAAUGAGUUAAGUGAUUAAUUACGUUUGGCUCAUCAAUAAUCGAAGUCAUUAUGAGCUCUUUAGUGUUCCAACUUCUUUGAUGACGUAACAAACUCAUUGCAUUUGACAAAAUCCACGAACAUGGUUGCCUGAUUAACCGUAUAUAUCAUAUGCAUGAUCGCAGUUAUACCCUAAAAUUAACUGGUACGGCAAUCAGGUACCAAACAUGCGGAUACAAUCAGCUCUGAAGGCUAAGCCAUACUAGACUAGAACCAAAAGCCGACUCGAUGUUCUAGCCGGUGGCGUUGCGUGCGUUACACCUCCUAAUUCUAUCAAACAAUAAACGCUCACACCUCUGAAGUUCUAGCAAACGAUCAGUCAGUUACCGUUAGAUCACCCCGCGGAACGGAAUGAAGCUCAGCGUUUGGACUAGUCUCGUGUUGCUUGUUUGCCUUUCUGGACCAUGUAUUGCCACGGUUGUGCGAAAAUUGACCCUUCUAGGUCCUUACGGAAAUCAUACACUCGGAGACUACGUUGAUUUCAGCAGUGCGUGGGGAUUGGACUAUGGUAACCCCAAUCCGAAAAUUCGAAAAUCUUACGACUUCAUCGUCGUUGGAGCUGGACCGGCAGGCUGCUCUGUGGCGAACCAUUUAUCUGAAAACCCUGACGUGACAGUGCUUCUUCUUGAGCUUGGCAAAGCGGAAAUCGCUCCAACCCAAGAUAUUCCUAGUGGAUUUCUGUUUCAAACUGCAACGGAUUACAACUUUGGGUACUUGAGUCAGCCGCAGACCAAAGGAUGUCAAGGUCUCAUCAACAAACAGUGCGCGUUUCAUCACGGUCGUGGUCUUGGAGGUUCGACUAUAAUAAACAACAUGAUCUACACCAGAGGAAACUGGCGAGACUUUGAUGGUUGGAAUGCGUCGGGAAAUCCUGGAUGGAGCUACCGCGAAGUACUUCCCUAUUUCAUCAAGGCAGAGAAUGCGAAUCUGAGAGAUUUCGGAAACAAUGGCUUUCACGGGAAGGACGGUUAUUUGUCGGUUGAAGAUAUACCCUAUCGAUCUCGUUUGGCAUCAACCUUUAUCCAAAGUGCUGAGAUGGCUGGACUUCCUUACAUUGAUUACAACACUAUGGAUCAACUGGGAUCUUCUUACAUUCAAUCGAAUACUAAAAGAGGCAUACGCUGGACUGCAGCUAGAGCUUUGUUGAAUCCCAUAAGAAAUCGAAAAAAUCUCCAUGUAUUAACUCGAGCUUGGGCCACAAAAGUGCUAAUCGAUAAAUCAAAAGUUGCUUAUGGCGUGGUAUACACAAGGGAUAAGAAAACAUACACCGUGAAGGCCAAACGAGAAGUAAUCCUCUCUGCUGGGGCAUUUGGAAGCGCUAAGUUACUAAUGCUGUCAGGAGUCGGUCCAAAAAGUCACCUCCAAGAUCUUGGUAUUGACGUUAUCAAAGAUCUGCCAGUUGGUGAAACUCUCUACGAACAUCCAGGUGUCCUAGGUCCAGUAUUUCUAGUCACUAAACCAAUUGAUAACAACAUAAACUUCGAAAGCCUCAUUACGCUUCCAAACAUUAUCAAAUAUUUAUUUGGCCAAGGACCAUUUACUUCAGCAUUCACAGAAACAGUGGGAUACGUCAAAUCACCUGUUUCGCCAUAUCCCGACGAUCCAGACUGGCCUGAUCUGGAAAUAAUUUUAUCGGCCCUUCAGAUUGGAGAUGACCCAACCACUGCUGGAAGAACCUAUUUCAGAGUCAACGAUGGAAUACGAGAGUCGUAUUUCCGACCUCUCUUCCAUACCCGUGCCUUCAUGUAUCUGCCACUCCUUAUGCAUAGCAGAUCAAAGGGAUCGAUCAAGUUGAAGUCCACCAAUCCGUACGAUCAUCCACUGUUCAACUAUACGUACUUUGAUGAUGAUCGUGACCUGCAAGCGUUGGUGUAUGCCAUCAAGGAAGCAAUCAGAAUCACCGGCCAGAAGCCAUUCAUCGACAUCGGAGUGGAACAGUACACGCGUAAGCUGCCCGGCUGCGAGGAGUUCGAGUUCAACAGUGAUGAUUACUGGCGCUGCUAUGUACGAACCCUAACCGGCUCCUAUUAUCAUUAUGUGGGAACGUGCAAAAUGGGACCGAAAUCAGAUCCAUCGGCUGUUGUCGAUGCACGGCUAAGGGUUUAUGGAGUGGAGAAAUUACGAGUCGUCGAUAUUGGAAUUGUACCGCGGCCGCCUUCAGCUCAUACAGCCGCAAUGGCGUACAUGAUCGGAGACAAAGGAUCAGACAUGAUCAAGGAGGACAAUGAUCUUGCAUGAUGGGAAAGCAACGGGACGUUGACCAGUGAAGAGUUACCUGUCUAUUAUAUUUAAACGCUAGAAUGAGCACCCCUACCAGAUAUUGUAAAAUUAUCUGCAUCUUUUAAAAGUAGUUGUUCAUUAAAACAUUAUUUCUCAUCCUACAGCUUGGUCAUGGACGUGGUUAAGACUGCUGGAUGAAAUCAAAUCAAGCAAAAAUAAACUCUUCAAAUGGCUGGAAUAUUA
Molecule: messenger RNA, 2618 nt
Organism: Aedes aegypti (yellow fever mosquito)
Lineage: Eukaryota; Metazoa; Arthropoda; Insecta; Diptera; Culicidae
Product: glucose dehydrogenase [FAD, quinone]
Exons: 2
Coding region: 507-2393 (628 amino acids)
Molecular function (GO): oxidoreductase activity, acting on CH-OH group of donors; flavin adenine dinucleotide binding
Source: RefSeq, a predicted model, not a curated record